AUGUCACUGCUCAAAACUGUAUGUAAGAUUAUAUUUAAAAUCAUUCUGAUACACGUUCAGGCGAAGGUGCCGAUCAGUAAGUUUGAAAAGGAUGUAUAUUUGCCGUACGAGAAGUUGUCGCAGAAUGUUAAGAUCGUCAGAGACCGGUUGAAGCGGCCAUUGACGUUGUCUGAGAAGAUCUUAUACGGCCACUUAGAUCAACCGGCCACCGAACACAUCGAGCGAGGCGUCUCCUACUUGCGAUUGCGCCCAGAUCGAGUGGCGAUGCAGGACGCUACUGCUCAGAUGGCUAUGCUUCAGUUCAUUUCAUCUGGAUUGCCAAAGACUGCUGUUCCAUCCACGAUUCACUGCGACCAUUUAAUUGUGGCCCAAAAAGGAGGUGAGCUGGAUUUAACUAGAGCAAAGGAUAUUAACAAAGAGGUGUUCAACUUUCUUUCAUCAGCGGGGAACAAAUAUGGCGUCGGAUUCUGGAAACCUGGUUCAGGGAUAAUCCACCAAAUAAUACUUGAAAACUACGCUUUCCCAGGUCUCUUGCUUAUCGGGACCGAUUCCCACACGCCUAAUGGAGGCGGACUGGGAGGACUUUGCAUUGGAGUUGGUGGAGCUGAUGCCGUCGACGUAAUGGCAGAUAUUCCAUGGGAGCUCAAAUGUCCGAAGGUUAUAGGGGUUAGGCUUUCUGGAAAGCUUUCUGGGUGGACCGCAGCAAAAGAUGUCAUCUUGAAGGUUGCGGAUAUUUUGACGGUGAAGGGAGGUACUGGAGCUAUAGUGGAGUAUAUUGGUCCCGGUGUUGACUCGAUCUCGGCGACGGGAAUGGGAACUAUCUGCAAUAUGGGUGCUGAAAUUGGAGCCACUACAUCAGUGUUCCCCUACAACGAAAACAUGAAGAAAUACCUUGAAGCGACUGGACGUGGAGAAAUUGCGGAAGAAGCUAGCAAAUAUAAAGAUCUCCUUACUGCUGAUGAUGGAGCUCACUAUGAUCAGGUUAUUGACAUUAAUCUGGAUACUCUUAUUCCGCAUGUGAAUGGUCCCUUCACUCCCGACCUUGCGUCACCAAUUGAUAAGCUUGGCGAGAAUGCAAAGAAAAACGGUUGGCCACUAGAAGUCAAAGUUGGUUUAAUUGGAUCGUGUACGAACUCUUCUUAUGAAGAUAUGACUCGAGCUGCAUCUAUUGCUAAGCAGGCUGUCGACAAAGGACUUAAAGCUAAAAGUAUGUUCUAUAUUACCCCUGGAUCUGAACAAAUUCGUGCAACCAUUGAGAGGGAUGGCAUUUCCAAAAUAUUCAAAGAUUUUGGAGGACUGGUUCUUGCUAACGCUUGCGGACCUUGCAUUGGACAAUGGGAUCGUCAAGAUGUCAAAAAGGGAGAGAAGAACACCAUUGUGACGUCGUACAACCGAAAUUUUACUGGUAGAAACGACGCUAAUCCGGCUACGCAUGCGUUUGUCACAUCACCAGACAUCGUGACUGCCCUGGCUAUUGCUGGAACACUUGACUUCGACCCGCGGAAAGACCAACUUUCAGCUCCUGAUGGUUCAAAAUUCGUUCUCAGCCCUCCAACAGGAGUAGAUCUCCCAAAGAAAGGAUACGAUCCUGGCCAGGACACAUACCAACCACCAUCUAAUUCUGGAGAGGUUGAAGUCAAUCCAAAAUCAGAGCGUCUGCAACUCCUACAACCUUUUAAUAAGUGGGACGGCAAAGAUUUGCAAGAUAUGGUUAUUCUUAUUAAAGUCAAGGGGAAGUGCACAACGGACCACAUUUCCGCUGCUGGUCCUUGGCUUAAAUAUCGAGGUCACCUUGAUAAUAUAUCAAACAACCUGUUUCUGACAGCUGUUAAUGCUGAAAAUGGAGAAAUGAACAAAGUCCGCAAUCAUCUUACAGACGCAUUCGGAACUGUUCCUGAAACUGCACGGUACUACAAGGCAAAGGGAAUUAGCUGGGUAGCAAUCGGUGACGAAAACUAUGGUGAAGGGUCAAGUCGUGAACACGCCGCUCUUGAACCUCGACAUCUCGGAGGACGAGCAAUCAUUACGAAGUCGUUUGCUAGGAUUCAUGGCAUUACUACUGAAAGGUUUACAGAAACGAACCUAAAGAAGCAAGGAAUGCUCCCAUUGACUUUCGCUGAUCCUGCUGAUUACGACAAAAUCGACUCCAAUGAUAGAAUUUCCAUCAUGGGAUUGAAAGGUUUUGCUCCAGGAAAGCAGCUUCAAGCAGUCAUUAAAAAGAGUGAUGGUUCUAAAAUCGAAAUUUAUCUCAAUCACUCAUUUAACGAGCAACAAAUCGAAUGGUUCAGAGCAGGAUCUGCUUUAAACAAGAUGAAAGAAAAAUUCGCCUCAACGUAG
This is a messenger RNA of Angiostrongylus costaricensis, 2337 nucleotides long. Lineage: Eukaryota; Metazoa; Nematoda; Chromadorea; Rhabditida; Metastrongylidae. The record is from the annotation of a GenBank genome assembly.